UAACCCAGGGACUCUUAUAAAGCAGAGUCUGGUGCACACCCUUAACCGAGGGGUCAGGACCACGGCAGAACAGUUUGUAAUCUGUAUCUGAGAAGCGGUUUACGGUUGAAAGAGCGAAGAACACCUUUCUGGAUCAGUGGCCAUGUUAAAUCUUGUAAUCUUCUGCUGGUUGAGUCUCAACAUGGUGCAGGUGGCGUCCGGUCUCGUCCGCACUAACCGCAUGGAGGACUCGCGUCCAAGCAUAAGGAGGACAGACAAUUCAUUUUUCUCAGACAUUACUGUGCAAGACUCGGCUCCAGGAGUGGAUCCUGUACGACCCAGGAUUGAUUCAGUGGAAGAGCAGCUGAUGGUGGAUCCUGUUUCCUAUGAUGAGUACCCACAGGACGUGGCUGAUGCAGUGCAGCUGCAGAGGAGAGGCACGCGCUCCCCCGGCCGCUGUAUCCCCCAUCAGCAGUCCUGCCUGGGCCACCAGCUGCCCUGCUGCGACGCCUGUGACACCUGCUACUGCCGCUUCUUCAAAGCCUUCUGCUACUGCCGCAGCAUGGACCACACCUGCAAACACGGGCGUGCCUAGCAUUCAUAAGGCUGACCCUGGAUGAGGUGCUGGUAGCUGUAAAUGUGCCGGGAAGUCACACAAAUGCACAUGAUGAACAUGCAAAGAUGCAAAAUUUACAAAGAUUAUAAGAUUAUUUUGAAUGUAUUUAACUACAGUAUCACAAACCUUGUGUCAUACCUCAAUAUCAUCUGCAUUUUUGUAAUUAUUUAUAUGCACACAUAUUAUUGUAGUGUAGGUCCUUUUUUUUUAAUUUGUUACAGGGAAAACCACUGCAAAUUGUCACAAUCUAUUUAUAGUGCUAUCGUAGGAUUGUUCUUCAGACAGACUGAAAAGUGGCUGAUUGCAGACAUUAUUCCAAAACGAUUACCAUCAGAUUCACAGUAUUGUGACAAUGUAGUGUCCUCAAUAUGGCCAUAAAGUAAUGCAACCCUUAUACACCAUUUUAAAGGGGUACUGUUGUAUUUAAGCCACUUUGUCAUUAAAAGCUUCAUAAAUAGGUUUGUAAUUGCCUUAAAUUCAGCAAAGUAAACAGCAUUCACAUUAAUGUAAUCCUACAGAGUGCCUCUAAUUGCACAU
Molecule: messenger RNA, 1132 nt
Organism: Colossoma macropomum (tambaqui)
Lineage: Eukaryota; Metazoa; Chordata; Actinopteri; Characiformes; Serrasalmidae
Product: agouti related neuropeptide
Exons: 5
Coding region: 143-574 (143 amino acids)
Biological process (GO): neuropeptide signaling pathway; hormone-mediated signaling pathway; positive regulation of feeding behavior
Cellular component (GO): extracellular region
Molecular function (GO): neuropeptide hormone activity; type 1 melanocortin receptor binding
Source: RefSeq, a predicted model, not a curated record